AAUUUCAUUUUUAUUUUGUUUUAUUUUGUGUGAGCAACAUGCCUUUUACAGGCAUGUGUACAUAUGUCAAUAUGUGCCAUAUUUUUAUCGUAAAUUUUGUAAAUAACAUUCGAAUUACAUUAAAAAAAAGUAUGUUGAAUGAAAAUGAAUUCCUGCAAAUGUCUAUUAUCAUAAUACAUUACUUUAAAUAAACAUGUACCAUUUAUUUAAGCCUACAUCAACGUUAUAUAUCAAUGAAGACUAAUUGAAUAAUUUAACAUGUUAGAUUAAUUUAUAGUUGAUUAAAGCAUGAAUCAUAAAUUAAAUUUUAUACCGUAUGAAAAAAAAGGGAAAGAAAAACAACAAUCCACUUAACGAUAAUGAUCCUUCGACAAGUUGGACUUUCAACUUACGCGUAAGAAAGUCAAGAUAAAUAAAUUAAAUUAAACUAAGAAGCACACAAAUAUUCUUAUAUACAGUCAUCUUAUUUUUUAAUUUAAUUGUAAAUAUCAAUAUCAUACGACUUAUUUCUGUCUUCUAUCUAUUAUCUGUGAAAUACUACGUAAUGCAGAACUUGAGGUUAUAUGGAAAAGUCCGUAAUUUUGUUCAAACAUGUUACUCGAGUACUCGAAACAUCGCAUCAAUUUCUUCUUUACCCGAGACACAUCAGAUGCUAUACAAAACUUGCAGAGACUUCGCAGAAGGUGAACUAAAACCUAUCGCAGCAAAAUUGGAUAAAGAACAUCUUUAUCCAAAAGAACAAAUAAAAAAAAUGGGAGAGCUUGGUCUCUUAGGUAUUGCGGUUCCUGAAAAUUUAGGUGGAACUGGCUUAGAUUAUUUGGCGUAUGCAAUUGCCAUGGAAGAAAUAUCUAGAGGUUGCGCUAGUACAGGAGUAAUAAUGAGCGUACAUAAUUCAUUGUAUCUGGGACCCAUUGAAAAGUUUGGCACUGCGAAACAAAAAGAAAAAUAUAUUGGAACAUUUAUAGAUGGGGAAAAAGUUGGUUGCUUUGCUCUAAGCGAACCUGGUAAUGGAUCAGAUGCAGGUGCUGCUUCUACCGUUGCAAAACAUGUUGGAGAUGGAUAUGUUAUCAACGGAACUAAAUCAUGGAUAACAAAUGGGUAUGAAUCGAAGGCAGUUAUUUUAUUUGCUACCACGGAUAAAUCAAAGAAGCAUAAAGGAAUAAGUAGUUUUAUAGUGGACAAACCUAUAAAAGGUUUAUCCCUAGGUAAAAAAGAAGAUAAGUUGGGUAUUAGAGGUAGUAGUACCUGUUCUUUGAUAUUUGAAGACUGCAAAAUACCGGAAGAAAAUAUUUUAGGAGAACCAGGAAUGGGUUUUAAAAUUGCAAUGAUGACAUUAGAUUCUGGAAGAAUAGGUAUUGCUAGCCAAGCUCUUGGAAUAGCCCAAGCAUCUCUUGAUUGUGCAAUAGAAUAUGCAGCUAAACGCGAAGCAUUUGGAAGUCCUAUUAUGAAACUACAAAUCAUUCAACAAAAAUUAGCAGAUAUGGCUUUAAAAUUGGAAAGCUCCAGAUUAUUAACAUGGAGAGCUGCAUAUCUUAAAGAUAUUAGUAAACCGUAUACGAAGGAAGCUGCUAUGGCAAAACUAUCAGCAUCUGAAGCUGCUACUUUCUGUGCGCAUCAGUGUAUACAAAUAUUAGGUGGUAUGGGUUACGUCACUGAUAUGCCAGCAGAACGACAUUACAGAGAUGCACGUAUUACAGAAAUAUAUGAAGGAACUUCAGAAAUUCAAAAAUUGGUUAUAGCUGGAAAUCUUAUUAAAGAAUAUGAUUUCAGUUAAAUUUUAGUUCGUAUUCACAAGUUACAUAUUUUAUAUAUUUUUUAUAUGACAUAAUUUUAUAUAUA
Molecule: messenger RNA, 1839 nt
Organism: Polistes dominula (European paper wasp)
Lineage: Eukaryota; Metazoa; Arthropoda; Insecta; Hymenoptera; Vespidae
Gene: Arc42
Product: Activator-recruited cofactor subunit 42
Biological process (GO): butyrate catabolic process; fatty acid beta-oxidation using acyl-CoA dehydrogenase
Cellular component (GO): mitochondrion
Molecular function (GO): flavin adenine dinucleotide binding; short-chain fatty acyl-CoA dehydrogenase activity
Source: RefSeq, a predicted model, not a curated record